ACGAGCCGGGUGGCGGCGGAGCCGGGGCUGGGAUCAGGAUCGGGAUCAGAAUCGGGAUGGAGCGGGCGGCGGCGCCGGGACCCGGGGCCGGUUCGGCGCUGGCCGCCUCGCUGGCCGAGGGGCUCAUCAAGUCGCCGCGGCCGCUGAUGAAGAAGCAGGCGGUGAAGCGGCACCACCACAAGCACAACCUCAAGCACCGCUACGAGUUCCUGGAGACGCUGGGGAAAGGCACCUACGGGAAGGUGAAGAAAGCCCGGGAGCGCUCCGGGAAGCUGGUGGCCAUCAAGUCCAUCCGGAAGGACAAAAUCAAGGAUGAGCAGGACCUUGUCCACAUCCGGAGGGAGAUUGAGAUCAUGUCCUCCCUCAACCACCCCCACAUCAUCGCUGUGCACGAAGUGUUUGAGAACAGCAGCAAGAUUGUCAUCGUGAUGGAAUACGCCAGCAAGGGCGACCUGUACGACUACAUCAGCGAGCGGCAGCGGCUCACGGAGCACGAGGCGCGGCACUUCUUCCGCCAGGUCGUGUCCGCCGUCUACUACUGCCACAAGAACGGGAUCGUCCACAGGGACCUGAAGCUGGAGAACAUCCUGCUUGAUGCCAACGGCAACAUCAAGAUUGCAGAUUUUGGGCUGUCCAACGUUUACCAGCAGGACAAACUUCUGCAGACCUACUGUGGGAGCCCCCUGUACGCCUCCCCCGAAAUCAUCAACGGGAGGCCCUACAAGGGCCCAGAGGUGGACAGCUGGUCCCUGGGCGUGCUCCUCUACAUCCUGGUCCACGGCACGAUGCCCUUUGACGGCCACGACUACAAGACUCUGGUCAAGCAGAUCACGAGUGGGGACUACCGGGAGCCCACCAAGCUGUCAGACGCCUGCGGGCUGAUCCGCUGGAUGCUGAUGGUGAACCCCGAGCGCCGCGCCACCAUCGAGGACAUCGCCACGCACUGGUGGGUCAACUGGGGCUACAAGGUGCCCGUCGGGGAGCAAGAGCUGCUGAGGGACGGCGAGUCCCCCCUGGCCACGGUGGCGGAGUGGCUGCGCCGCUCGUCCCGGCCCCUCCUGGAGAACGGCUCCAAGGUGCGCUGCUUCCUCAAGCAGCACAUCCCCGGCGUGACCCUGGAGCGCCAGCGCUCCCUCAAGAAGUCCAAGAAGGAGAACGACGUCUCCCACGCGCUGCAGGAGGCGCCCGUGGCCCCGGAGAACCCCUCCAAGUCCAUCCUCAAGCGGCCCAAGGGCAUCCUGAAGAAGAGGAACUCCUGCGAGCAGAAGGUGCCCAGCCCCGGGCCCCCGCCGGCAUCGCCCGCGGGAGAGGUGAAGGGGGAGGACGGGGAGGGGGUCACCGCGGGUCUCACCCGGAUCCUGUCCUCUGGAAUGCUGCCCUGCAGCACGGGCAUCGCAGCAGUGCCCAAGAAGGGAAUACUGAAAAAGCCGCCGACGAGGGAGUCGGGGUAUUACUCGUCCCUGGAGUGCUGCGAGUCCGGGGAUGUGCUGGACGCCGGGAGCUUGGACCUGGACGGGAACGUGUUUGCCGACAGCCCCUCCCCGGGGCAGGGCCCGCAGGGUCUCCCCGCCCGCCGCAAAGGCAUCCUCAAGCACAACGGCAAGUUCUCCUCGAGCAGCUCCGAGCCCGAGAGCCCCCCCGGGCAGGGCUUCGGGGGCUUCAGCGAGGUGCCCCUGCCCCAGGCGCCCCGAGCCCGCCCGUCCAGCGCCGUCAGCGAGGACAGCAUCCUGUCCACAGAGUCCUUCGACCAGCUGGACCUGCCCGCCCGGGCCCCCCCCGGCGCCGGGGGCAUGAGGGGCUGCGUGUCCGCCGACAGCCUGCUCCGGCUGGGGGAGGAGGAGGAGCUGGAGGAAGGGCGGAGGCUGCGCCGCUGGACUGUGACCCACUGCCGGAGCCCCCUGGCAGAGAGCAGCCUGUCCCUGGCGGGCUGUGAUGUCCCCGAGGGGUUCCGCUGCCCCAUGGCCGUGGGAGGGAAGCUGAGCUGAGGGUCCCCCCCGGGGGGUGCUGCGUUCUGGGGGAGGGGGGCCCAGCCCUCCCUGCCCCGCGGCUGCUGGUGCUGCUGACCCACGUCCCCACGUAUUUAUUUGGCAGCCUCGUGCCCCUC
Molecule: messenger RNA, 2104 nt
Organism: Corapipo altera (White-ruffed manakin)
Lineage: Eukaryota; Metazoa; Chordata; Aves; Passeriformes; Pipridae
Gene: NUAK2
Product: NUAK family kinase 2
Exons: 7
Coding region: 57-1985 (642 amino acids)
Biological process (GO): microtubule cytoskeleton organization; protein phosphorylation; intracellular signal transduction
Cellular component (GO): cytoplasm
Molecular function (GO): protein serine/threonine kinase activity; tau-protein kinase activity; ATP binding
Source: RefSeq, a predicted model, not a curated record